AAGUAGUGGAAAAGGUAGGGGCUCUGCUUGGGUCUCUCUUAUAUCUCUCCACUCAGGCUGUCGUCAAGUCUUCACAUCACUUCAUUCCACAUACACAAGAACACUACAACAACCGCCCAAGAUGAUGUCCCAAGCAGCAAUGCAGGCCGAAAAGGUCAUAGGCCAUGGCGACAACGCCACUACCGCGCAGGAUGUCACCAACCCCGGCAACGACGAAAGGACGGCCGACAAGUCAGAAACCAUGAAGGCUCUUGCGUGGUACGGCAAGAACGACGUCCGCAUGGUAGACACGCCAAAGCCAAAGAUCAUUGAGCCUCGCGAUGUUAUUGUCAAGGUCACCGGAUCCACCGUUUGCGGUUCCGACCUGCACUUGCUCCACGGCUCCGUCGUCGAGAUGCAAAAGGGCGACAUUCUCGGUCACGAGUUCUGCGGUGUUGUCGAAGACUGCGGCCCCGAGGUCAAGAAGUUCAAGAAGGGUCAACGAGUUGUUGCCUCUUUCCAGAUCGCCUGCGGUGACUGCUACUAUUGCAAGCAGAAGCUUUCCUCGCAAUGCGAAAAGACAAACUCCAACACCAUCGAGAAUGCCAUGUACGGCGGCCGGACCGCGGGCAUGUUCGGAUACUCGCACUUCACGGGUGGCUUCGCUGGUGGCCAGGCAGAAUACACCCGUGUUGCCUAUGGUGACGUGAACCUGCUGCCCCUUCCCGAUGAUGUCCCAGAUGAGCAGGGUCUCUUCCUCUCCGAUGUGCUGUGCACGUCGUGGCACGCUGUUGUCGACACUGGCGUCAAGCAGGGAGAUGUGGUAGCCAUCUGGGGGGCUGGUCCCAUUGGCCAAAUGGCUGCCGACUUCUCUCUGAUGAACGGCGCAUCAAGGGUCAUCAUGAUCGACGCCAACUGGCGUCUCGACUUUAUCAAGAACAAAUACCCCAACAUCGAAACCAUCGACUUCUCUGCACUGUCCAAGGGAGAGUCGGUCACAAGCAAGCUCAAGGAAAUGUGCAACAACCGCGGUCCUGACGUCAGCAUCGAGUGCGCUGCUGGAGAGUAUGCAAAGGGCUGGGCGCAUUACUUUGAGAUGAUGCUUGGGCUCGAGACCGACACCAGCGAGCUCAUCAACGAGAUGAUUACGAGCACACGCAACAUGGGCCGCUGCGGUAUCACGGGUGUCUACGUCGGCUACACCAACCACUUCAACAUUGGAUCUCUCAUGGAGCGUGGCAUCCGCCUGAUUGGCAACGGCCAAGCACCCGUACACAUGUACUGGGAAUCGCUCCUCCAGAUGAUCCAGGAAAAGCGCAUCGACCCUUCCAAGAUGGUCACGCACCGUGUCCGUCUCGAGGACCUGGACAAGGUCUACUACAAGUUUGAGAAGAAGGAGGAUGGCCGCCGCUGA
Messenger RNA from Exserohilum turcica Et28A, 1393 nucleotides. RefSeq lists its product as uncharacterized. Gene Ontology annotation, molecular function: oxidoreductase activity; zinc ion binding. Lineage: Eukaryota; Fungi; Ascomycota; Dothideomycetes; Pleosporales; Pleosporaceae. The record is from RefSeq and is a predicted model, not a curated record. The transcript has 2 exons. The coding region runs from base 122 to 1393 and encodes 423 amino acids.